This is a messenger RNA of Haemonchus placei, 2769 nucleotides long. The record is from the annotation of a GenBank genome assembly. Lineage: Eukaryota; Metazoa; Nematoda; Chromadorea; Rhabditida; Trichostrongylidae.
UUGACCAUUGAAUCAUUUCGAUUCAAAAGUGUAAACAGCAGCAUACUAUACAUACUAUUUCUAUCGGGAAGGCGACCAUGUGGCUGUGAGAAGACAUUCGAGCCUGUCUGCGGUACUGACGGAGUUACUUACGAUAACCUUUGCGUUUUACGCUGUAAAUCAUCAAAUGACACCAAACUCGCCUAUAAGGGCCCGUGUUGUCCCAGAAAUCUGUGUCCCACACAUCGAAGCCCGAUAUGUGAUAACUACGGUAAGAUCGCACGAUGUUGCGAUGCACUGAAUUUUCUCACAAUCACAAACUUGGCCGACAGAUGGUCAACUUUUGUUUUUGUCCAGUUUCAGCCAUUCGACAUGACACAACCGUGUUCGGCCGCCGAUUGUGACAAGACGAAGAAUCCCGUCUGCGACUCUAAUAACCGGACACACAAAAACAUGUGUCUGUUCAAGUUUUUCGCAUGCAAGUUCAAUGUUCAGGUUGAAAUGAAUUGCCCUCCGUGCCCACUGUCACCAUCGGACGUCACCAUUUGUGACAAUCAGAAUAUGACGCACAGAUCACUGUGUGAAUUGGCCCGUUUCAACUGCCAACAGCGAAUGCGUUAUGAAAGCGAACGAGUAUUGGUUCAUAUCGGUCAAUGUCAUUCACGAAGUCUCACUUUUUCACUGAAAGAUGAGCAGUGCCCCAAAAAUUGUUCAGAAGAGAGGAAACCUGUCUGCGAUGCUCAAGGUAACACACACAAAAAUCUGUGCCACUUCCAACAAAGCAGCUGCCUCAUCAGAAAGGUUUUUUGUUCAGUGGAAACGACAUCAGCUACAACUUCUGCAUACGAAUGCCCUCCACCUGCUUGUACAUUGAAAGGGCAACCAGUCUGUGACACACAAGGAGUUCUACAUGAAAACAUCUGCCUAUUCGUUCAUGCGAGAUGUCUUGCUGCUCGAUCUGGUGUGACAUUGUCGGCUCAGAAUGAGGAAAACUGUCUCAGGACUAAGUGCCAAGAAGAGUGCUCAUCAAACGAGAAGCCGGUGUGCGGUAGCAAUUUCGUCACUUACAAAAAUCUUUGUUAUUUUAACAAAGAGCGAUGUAAGGAUGAAUCGCUUUCAGUGCUAUUUUACGGCAGAUGCGAGGAAUGUCUGGCAAAACCGUGCCCUCCAGUACCUCGGGAUGCUACAGAUGAUCAUUUUGUGUGUGAUGAAGAUGACUUUACUCGUACCGUGUGCGAAUUUCAAAUGCUCAGCUGCAUUUUAGAGAGAAGUAUCAGCGCGAACAUGAGCAUUCAACAUCUUGGCAAAUGUUGCGAACCGGAUCUAUCAUGCAAUGUUGGAAUAUGGCCCCCAGUUUGUGGGACUGAUGGUCGGACGUAUGCCAAUAAAUGUGCAUUGAGUGUGGAAGACUGCCGAAAUUCGAAAUUGCAGCUGCCUGCGAUAAAAGUUGCCCAUUUGGGAGCGUGUGAAGAAGCGGAAGCGGACGAUCGCUACAACAACUACAGGCAAAGUUACUUUGCAUUUCAAAAGCUUUCCUUUCUGAAUGUGCAUAUUGCAGGUGAAAAGUACUCCGAAGGUAUAGCUAACUGCCCCAACUCAUGCGAUAACAUCUACAAUCCUGUUUGCGGCUCCGACGACAUCACCUACACGAAUAUGUGUCAUCUGAAGUUGUGUAUUCUUAGGACAAUGAUAGGACUGGCAUACAGAGGAGAGUGCUGUUCGAUGGAUUGUCCUAACAAUUUCAGUCCAGUCUGCGACGAUCAGGGAGUAACUCAUCAGAAUUUGUGCUUCUUUGGCAGAGAGCGCUGCAUUGUCGAGAGGAUCACUGGGAAGAAUAUUACCAUUCAAAAGUUCGACGUAUGUGACGAUAAUGCAUGUGACAAAGAGUGUCCAGCAACAUACAAGCCUGUAUGUGCUUCUAACGGAGAGACUAUGGUCAACGAAUGCCAUCUAGAGAAACUGAAAUGUUUCAUGGCCAAAAAAUUCUCGUCUGGCCGCCUUGUAAAAAAACUUCACGAUGGGGAAUGCUGUCCAAACGAAAAUUGUGGCUAUGACUUCUCUCCAGUAUGCGACUCUCAAGGUCACACUCACGCUAAUCCCUGUGUAUUCCGACAAGCCGCAUGCUUACAACGUAAAACGAAUAAUGUUACAAUAACUAUUCAGUACAAUGGCCAGUGCUGUAACAGACAAUGUGAGGGCCAACAUGUACCGAUCUGCGCCGGUAAUCGAACUUAUCAUAAUCUUUGCGAGUUCAAGGUGGCCCAGUGUGAAGCGGAACGUCAUGGUCAAGUCUUUGCAAUAUCCUACCCCGGGGAAUGCUGCUUGAUGCCAAAAGGAAACUGUGAAGUAUCUGGUAAGUUCCUUCUUAUUGAAGCUGGAGCAUGCAAAUUUGGAAGAUAUGCAGGCAGCGAGAUGGGAGCACUAGUGGCAGGUGUAGACCCUGCCCACCGGGGGUGGGACGUGCGCGGAAGUUGUUACCGAGGAGCUAGAACGUUGAAAUGGGGAAGAUGUAUAGACGCCAAGAUGAGAACUCUAAUGGCAGUGGGCAGGAAUGGUUUCUGGGGAACGGGGAAACCUAAAUUGGCGUUCCUACCCAAAUGCCUCAGAGAUAUGCACCGACAAUUCGCAGCUUUGCUCCCUUCGAACAUGGAGUAUACGUGUGAUAAGGUUUCCCCUGAUGGGACAUUGGCCAAACGCAGAUUCGCUAUAUCGGUCUGUUGUGUAACUGACCACUCAGUCGUAGAUUUGUUCCCUUUAGUCGUACAGCGUUCCAUUUCCAAAAAAAGUUGA